AUGCCACACGCCCAUGGAUAUAGAGCUAGAACCAGACAUUUGUUCUCCAAGUCAUUCAGAAACCACGGACCCGUCCACCUCUCAAAAAUCUUGGAAGUAUACAAAAAAGGUGACUUCGUUGAUGUCAUUGCCGACGGUAGCAUCCACAAGGGUAUGCCACACAAAUUCUACCACGGAAAGACUGGAAAGGUCUUUGAUGUCAACCAACAUGCAGUUGGAGUUAUCGUCAACAAGCAAGUUAGAGGAAGAAUCGUUCCCAAGAGAAUUCACGUGAGAAUCGAACACGUUCGCAGAAGUGAAUGCAGAGAAGCCUUCAAGAGAAGAGUCAGAGAAAAUGACGCCAAGAAAUAAGAGGCUAAACUUCAAGGCAAAAAGGUUUUCACCAAGAGAAUCAACGUUCAACCCAGAGAAGCUCACACCAUUGAUGUCACUAAGACCUCCGUUGAGUUCAUGAACGCAUUCAAGCACAGAGACUUGUUCUGA
Molecule: messenger RNA, 483 nt
Organism: Stylonychia lemnae
Lineage: Eukaryota; Ciliophora; Spirotrichea; Sporadotrichida; Oxytrichidae
Source: the annotation of a GenBank genome assembly